This is a messenger RNA of Caenorhabditis sp. 36 PRJEB53466, 7905 nucleotides long. Lineage: Eukaryota; Metazoa; Nematoda; Chromadorea; Rhabditida; Rhabditidae. The record is from the annotation of a GenBank genome assembly.
AUGACUGAAUGCGAUAAUGAAUCGAAUGAAAAACUUGAAAGUCUGGAUAUUCCUUUUACAACAAGGUAAUAUUAGUGCAAAGCUAAUAGUGUCUAGUCGACACAGCUGACUUAAAUUUUGUUUUAAAUAUCACAAUAGUCCAGGACAAUGUACAGUCAAGAACAUGGCAAUUAGGUUUUCACUACCAAUAUUUUUUCUCCAGAUUUACAUUUUCAUAACCAUUUUUCGACAUAAUUGUAUAAUUGUAUUUUGUAUAUCACUACUAUUUUCUAAAUUCUUUUCACUAGGUUCGGUACAUAAAAAAACGGUAGGUGCUCAAAUGUGCACAACUCGUAGUUAAAAAAAUCGUGGAAGGUUAAAAAUUUUCUACCAAUGAAUUGCCUAUUGUUUGUCAAGUCACCUUUCCACUUAUAAAACGGAAAUAGUUCUGACGGAGAAAUUCAGAAAUGAACACGUGAACUUUCUAACGGUUCUGACUAUGAGAUGGCAAAUCCCUGCGCUGCGGGUCCAAUACUGAAAGUAAUGAGUUUCUAAUAAAACGUAAUCAUGAACCUGGACUACGACGUUUCUGGGUGAUGAGGCUUGUAUGAAAUAAGAAAACAUAACUAUCGCUAUGUUGCAUUCUUUCGAGUCGAUUUUUGACUUGCAAGCGUAGUGCACAUUCCAUGUCCAGCAAAUGACUCGAUUGUUUAAAACAAAAAAGGCAACCAAACAUUUUCCUCAAAAAUUGAAAUCUCAAACUCUUCUAACGCCCGCCGAUGUUUUCUUAGAAUGCUUUUCAAGCCCUUAAGAUAAUAUUUUAUUUCCUCGUAAACUUUGUCAACGACACAUGUUAUUGGCGUAGAUGGAAUUUCUUGGGUGAGCUCGUUUCAUAACAAUAAUAAUGCUGCCUGUAUACGGGCCAACCGGCCAGUCCAGCAAAAUCUUCCACGCGGUUCCGAAAACGACGCGACCGAACUAAUUCAAAUUUUCAGGCCAGUUUUACAAUUGGCUUCGUGACGACUCAUAGCCUCCUUUAAUGGUGUUUUUUUACUACUGUGCCCGGCUCCCAAUUAAAAACAAUUAAAAAAGAAGAAAAUAAUAACUUUUCCCAAUAAAUUUCUUACAGUUCGAAACGCUUUUUCAACGAGUUCCGUUUUUUUAAAUUUUGAUCCCCGCAAAAAAAACGAAAAAAUAGAUUUCCCCCAAAAAUUUGAAUUCGCGCCUUUUGAGCCGGGCCGGGCCGGCCCGUAAUUUGGCAAGUCUGAGUUGAAGUAGUGAUCGUGGCCUAGUAAACUCAGGUGUGAAAACUCUUCCCUGCUGAUAAUAUGACAACCGUUCACUUUGGCAAUCUGUUAAUUUGUGUGAAUGCUUGGCAACGUCUCAGGAUUGUGCCGAAUGCGAAAAAAUUCGGAAAAGAUCACACGGCCUAGAAGUUUUCUCGGCCACGGCCACAACUUUACCUGCGCCCUGUUCCGCUUAUUUGCAUUUCUGAGAGUUGGGACUCGGACAGUGAAUGUGGCAAUAAGAGACAAUUCAGACAGACACAUCCAGUGUGCCCCGAAACGACUCCGUGCAUAAACUCGCAGGGUUCCCUGAUCCUUUAAUAAACAGUAAUAAAAGUAUGAUCUCUGGCAUUUCGUUAUUAAUCUAAUCGCAGUCUACUCGAGUUAUACGGCGGCCUAAUAAGACUGAUAUGACACCUAAUUAGAUUAAUAAAUUGUCUAGCUAGAUUAAUAAAUCUUCUAUUAUAGCGGCACCGCACAGAAAUGGCGCUCUGUUGAGAAAUUCUUUUUGCAGUGCAAAUUGAGCGACCUCGGGGCCGAGUUUGAAAAUUUAGGCCACGUUUUCAGUGGAAAAUUACUUCGCGGCCUAGAAAUUCUGCCAGAUUGCUAACAGCGCGCCCUUUCUGUCCAGUGCCUCUAUAAUAAUUAGAUUGAUAUGUGCUCAAAUUAAGUUCACGCCAACCGUCUGCUGGCUCAAAUCUCGAUUGCGCCAAGAAAAAACAGUCGAAUCUAAUUAGGUCGCGUUUAGAUCAGUAACUUUCUAAUUAGAUUAAUAUCGAAUUGCCAGAGAUAAAGUUCAAAAAAACAUCUGAAACUGCACAUUGAGCCUUACACACGUUGAUAAUACUAACAAAAAUGUUUUUUCUCUGUAAAAGCGGUUCAAAAAAGUAGAAUUUUUGUAAUUUCUUGGCUCACAGAGAUACUUCCAGACUGAAAAAUGUCAAAGGUACAUAAAACAGGACAUCGAUAAUACUGUAUAGCAAACAGAAAUUGCAGAAGAACGCUCAGAUCUUCAUUGAUUAAACGUGGUAGUAGAUCUAGAAGCAAAGCAAGUGGUCGCAAAACAGUAUCCUUCUCUUCACAAAACAGCGACGCAAAAAUUUCUAAUGGUAACUUUUAAAGGAGCAGACAGUCCCAGUUUAAAUAUUUUUAGUCAGAGACUGCUGGAAUUACAUGCAGACAGGAAGCGAACUUGUUAAGCUUCGUGGCAUUAAUCGCCAUUUUCGUAGAUUCUUCAGGUUAGUAAGAAUUAACAGUAGAGAACAGCGGGCAAGAAGAUUAAACUGAUAGUAAUUUGAUAGUAUGCUGAAAUCCUUUUCUUUAAGUCUCGAUGCCGAUUUGUCUCACAUACGAUGGACUCCAACUAACAAAAAACCGCACAGAGCAAGAAGUUGUGAAUUGUCUUAAACAAAAAAUACAUUACACUUUCAGUUGCAAUCAAUGACAUACGAGAGAUACGUCUAGGAAAAAACACGGAACUUCUCAGAGCAUCAGAAGAAACUUUCACAGAUCUGCAAGUGAGCUGCAUUAAAGCGGGCACAGGAUUCGAUAAUAUUUGAUUUUUCACACAAAAAAGUUCACUCACAGUCAAAGCUGGGGAAAUGACCGUCUCAAACUUUUUCCAACGCUUUUCAUGAACUUCGUUCCCAGUGAUAAUUUUCCGAUUGUACCCAAACUGUCUAUUCGCUCGGCCCUCGGCCUUGAGGCAAACACUGAAUUACUACAUUCUGGAGUACUUUUUUUUCAACUAUAUCGUCUCAAUUACUCCUUUUCUCUCAAUUACUUCACCAUAUCCCAACUAGUGUUGCAGAACAGGCGCCUGUUUUCGCCUGUUCUGCAAUUUUAACGUGCACAUUUUGCAAAACAGGCGAAAACAGGCGCCUGUUCUGCAACCCUAAUCUCAACUACUUCACCAUCUCAAUCACUACAAAAUCACAAUUACUCUUUUUGUCUCAACAACUUCAUCGUAUCUCAACUACUACAAAAUCUCAAUUACUCAUUUUGUCUCAUUUACUUCACCACCUUAAUUACUACAACAUAUAUUUUUUCUUUUUUUUCAACAGAUUAACGUUGCUAUCGUUAUACCACCAUUCAAGCUCAAACGACUAGCACCAAACUUUAUGAUGGAACAUUUUAAGAUAGUCACGAAACGUUUCUUCCAAUGUCUGUAAAAGAUGUUUCACAGUUUUUUAAUUGAGCCUUGAAAAUGAGAUCAUCACGCGUGUGGGGAGACAAAUCGGCAAUUAAUUCCGAGGGUACAACAUUGUACAACUGUUUUUAAGGUACAAUUUUUUUGUUUUCGGGGUACAAGAAUUUAGCAACUCAGUACUACUGAGGUGCUAAAUUCAGUACGCAUUUUUUUUAAGUGGUACAACUUUUAUGCGUUUGGGGUACCACUUUCUUUAAUGAGGAUAAACUCGGUGAAUGUUUUUCCCCGUUUUUUUCAUAAUUUUUUUGACAUUAGGCCCCAGCAAAAUCUUGCUGCCGGCCGACCCGGUAUCGCAAGUCCGAAUUUUUAUAACCAUAGUUGACACUGGUCAAAACAGCGACCCCGAAGUCUUGGGUCUGAUGAAAUGUUUAUCUGAGACAUGGACAGCAUCUCUUGGAACUCGAUCGCAAUCUAAUUAGAAAACUUUGCAAUCUAAUACGAACUCGUUUGAAAUAAAAUUUGCUUCAAUUAUAUUGCAAAAUAUUCUAAUUAGAUUGCAAUCACUGCAAUUUUUUCUAAUUAGAUUGCAAUUUUUUCUUAUUAGAUUGCAACUCAGAAAAAAUACAGUCCGUUUCAAAAAUAUAGGGCCACCCCUAAAAUUGAAUAUAUCGUCUUUCCCAAACAAAAUACCACUCCAAGACCUUGAAAAUCGAAAUCAGCACAUCUUUCAGUACAUUUCUGUUGAUUUUCUUCACUUCAACAAUCGGGGAGCUCAUAACUCGGUUGAAACUGAUCCGAUUGACACCAAACUCAAACAUGUCAUGUUUCAAACCUUCCUUAUGAAGUUCCCUAAGUGUGCAAUGUCAGCCUGGAGUUUGACGCUCAAGCCAGUCUGAUCCUUGUUGGGCCUGGCUUCAUUUUGGUCAAAAAUCUGAUAUCACGUGCUAGCGAAUCGAGAGGCUUGAACGAAUCUGACUUGAAAAUGCUCAAAAAACUUGUUUCAAACAAGAUUUGACUCAUUUGAGAUGAUCGGAGUCCCCCGGCUCCACUCCCGAGCUCCACACAGAACAUGAGGCUAAACCUGGGAGAACAUGCUAUUUGCAUCAGUCCUCGCAUUCCAAGAGCAAUCGCUGUCACUUCCGAACUUCCUUUAUCAAUCAUUUUGUCGACGUUCGUGAAAUCGAAGUCGAGCCGGGCGAUGGACGCGUCGCUAACAUUUUUCUGUAGUGCGGCGAGAGCUUUAAUGUUUAAUUGACCGAACAAGCUUACUUUAAAAGAGCCCAUUUGCUCCGGCGGCGUUCGCAACGAUUCCUCACCAAUAAUAAACGGUCAGAGCGAAAGCUGAACGUCGACAUAUUGACGUCGAAGUCGAAGUAAAAACCUCUUUUUGAUUGGGUAGUCGACAGCAGAAAGUACAUUCGAUUUAAGUCUUCAUCACUCAGUUUUGCCCACUUGGGAUGCUACUGAAAAACACUCCGUUUCAUUUCGCUAAUAAAAAUCUUUCAAAAAACUACAACCUUCUCUCGUCGUAUUUCAUCGUUUCGUCCAAAAUCGCCAUCGAGUUGUUAUUUUCACACGUGGCAUGAUUGCCGUCUGAAACAGACACAUUUCUGCACAAAAAUGUAAAAAUAACAGUAUAACAGUUAAAAAAACGUUCGAAAUCGAUCGAAAACGGUGUGUCUUCCCAUGUGCUGUUCAAAUUCCCGUCAAUCUAAUUAGGUUGACUUCAGAUUCGGAUUUUUUCUAAUUAGAUUAACAAUUAUGUCUCCUUCGUUUUUACAGUCAAAUCUAGCUAGGUUUACUUUAGAUUCCAUUUUCACCUAGCUAGAUUCGGAACUCGGUUUAGAUUACGAAAUCUCCUAGCUAGAUUACAAACGAUUUGCCUGAGACCCCCGAAUUGUGUACCCUCGGAAUUAAUUGCCGAUUUGUCUCUCCACACUAGUGAUGAACUCAUUUUCAAAGCUCAAUUAAAAAAACUGUAAACGAUCUUUUACAGACAUUGGAAGAAACGUUUUGUGACUAUCUUAAAAUGUUCCAUCAUAAAGUUUGGUGCUAGUCGUUUGAGCUUGAAUGGUGGUAUAACGAUAGCAACGUUAACCGAGAACGAUGACAACGGAGACCUUCCGGGGAAAAGAUUUUGCAGUAGUUAAGAUAAGAUGAAGUAGUUGAAACGAAAAGAGUAAUUGAGAUUUUGUAGCAAUUGAGAUACGAUGAAGUAGUUGAGACAAAAAGAGUAAUUGCGAUUUUGUAGCAGGUUUGGGUCUGAUGUUUGAUGUUUAGUGGGGUGCUUUAGUAUCAGCGUAACCGUUUGAACACUCGUGUAUUAUAGGGGCACCGAAUAGAAAGGGCGCUCUGUUCGCAAUCUGGCCGAAUUUCUAGUCCGCGAAGUAAUUUUCCACUGAAAACGUGGCCUAACUUUUCAAACUCGGCCCCGAGCUCACUCAAUUUGCACUGCAAAAAGUUUCUCAAUAGAGCGCCCUUUCUGUUCGGUGCCCCUAUAAUAUUGGAAGUGGUUGAAAAAUUGAUGUCCCGAAAAGCCCUAAAAAAUCUGUGCACAGCCCUGCGCAAGAUUUAUUUUUGUCGAUUACCUGAGAAGGGCAGGUGGGUCUACUGUGAUUAAAAAAUGCUAUAAUUUGUGUCUUAGGAGGAAUGCCUGUUCUCUAUUAUUUACGGUGAUCACUAUGAGACGCUCGAUUUGAUAGCAACAAGUGGAGACGAUGCGAAUAUUUGGGUUACUGGACUUAUGGCCCUUACUUCAAACAAAUGUAAGAGAAAUUUUUUGAUAACAUUGGGGGCAUUUAAUUCCGAGGGUACAAUAAUUUUGGGGCACAACAGGGUACAACCUAUUUUGGGGUACAACUUUUUUAAUUUUGGGGUACAACUUGCCCGAUUUUAGGGAAUAAUUUCUGUCAAGUAUUUUAGGGUACAAUAAUUUUAGGGUACAACACUUUUAGGGCACAACUAGCACAUAAUUUCAGGGCACAACUUCUUACAAUUUUGGGGCACAACAACAUGAUUUUUAGGGUACAACACUUUUUUUCUCAUUUUUUUGUAUUUUUCUUGCAUUUUACUACAAACCCAUAUUCUUUUUUUAUUUCAAUAUUUCGCUGAUUUUUUUAUUUCAAUGACUCAUCUCUUGUAAGAGAACCAGUCUUUCGACUCGUGCUUUCUGCGGCAGUUCACACAUUUUGUUUUCACCAAAUCGUGAGGUUAUUCAAAAACCUUUUUAUUGCAAAAAAAGCAUAUGACAGUAACAAGUUGAUUCUCAUAAACCCGCCUUAUUAAUAGAGCUAUUUAAAAACCUAGAUUAACUACUCUUUAUUUCAGAUCCGUUCAUUUGUGCUCAACUUGUUACUGUCAUAUGCUUUUUUGCAAUAAAAGGUUUUGAAUAACCUCACGAUUUGGUGAAAACAAAAUGUGUGAACUGCCGCAGAAAUCACGAGUCGAAAGACUGGUUCUCUUACAAGAGAUGAGUCAUUGAAAUAAAAAAAUCAGCGAAAUAUUGAUAUAAAAAAAGAAUAUGGGUUUGUAGUAAAAUGCAAGAAAAAUACAAAAAAAUGAGAAAAAAAGUGUUGUACCCUAAAAAUCAUGUUGUUGUGCUCCAAAAUUGUAAGAAGUUGUGCCCUGAAAUUAUGUGCUAGUUGUGCCCUAAAAGUGUUGUACCCUAAAAUUAUUGUACCCUAAAAUACUUGACAGAAAUUAUUCCCUAAAAUCGGGCAAGUUGUACCCCAAAAUUAAAAAAGUUGUACCCCAAAAUAGGUUGUACCCUGUUGUGCCCCAAAAUUAUUGUACCCUCGGAAUUAAAUGCCAACAUUGGGUCUGUCGAUUAAAUCAAUUAAGAUGAACGCAAACCAUCCAUAACACAAUUUGCGAACUUGCGAGAAAGAUGGAUUGAAUCUGUUUUCGAUGAAGCAGAUUUUUUGAAAAGUGGAUACAUUAACGAAGAUACUGCUUAUAAAACGAUUAUUCAAAUGAAUUCAAGAAUAUCCCCCUAUCGUUUAUCCAGCAAAAUCAAGGUAUUGCUAUGCAUAAAUUACAUUUUAAAAUAUAUUUUGAACUACAAGCCUUAAAGCCUUAACCCCUACUCUGGCAAUUCGAUAUUAAUCUAAUUAGAAAGUUACUGAUCUAAACGCGACCUAAUUAGAUUCGACUGUUUUUUCUUGGCGCAAUCGAGAUUUGAGCCAGCAGACGGUUGGCGUGAAACUUGAUUUGAGCACUUAUUAAUCUAGCUAGAAGAUUUAUUAAUCUAGCUAGAAGAUUUAUUAAUCUAGCUAGACAAUUUAUUAAUCUAAUUAGGUGUCAUAUCAGUCUUAUUAGGCCGCCGUAUAACUCGAGUAGACUGCGAUUAGAUUAAUAACGAAAUGCCAGAGUAACAAGUAUCGAACGCUUUUCUAAAAUCAAAAUAAAUGGCAUCGAAAAACAGACCUUUGUGCGAAAGUAUUCUCUGAAUUUCAGAGGAGGAUUCAAGAAGUGCGAGUGUGCAGGAUCUAG